Molecule: messenger RNA, 1732 nt
Organism: Populus trichocarpa (black cottonwood)
Lineage: Eukaryota; Viridiplantae; Streptophyta; Magnoliopsida; Malpighiales; Salicaceae
Product: 36.4 kDa proline-rich protein
Exons: 2
Coding region: 92-1441 (449 amino acids)
Source: RefSeq, a predicted model, not a curated record
AGACCACUCAUGUCUAUAAGAAGGCUGGCAUGCAUGGCUUGAGCUACAGACUCACUGAGAAACUCAGUGAGGGAAGUGCCAAGUAGCCACAAUGGCCAAGUUUGCUCUGGCUAACCUCUUGAUCCUCCUUGUGAACUUGGGCACUUUGCUCACGUCACUUGCUUGUCCCUAUUGCCCUUACCCAGCUCCGCCAUCUAAACCACCACAGUAUCCUCCAAAGAUACCACCGGUGCAUCCUCCUCCCAAAGUAAAGCCACCACCAAAGUAUCCUCCAAAGAUACCACCGGUGCAUCCUCCUCCCAAAGUAAAGCCGCCACCAAAGUAUCCUCCUAAGAUACCACCGGUGCACCCUCCUCCCAAAGUAAAGCCACCAUCAAAGUAUCCUCCUAAGAUACCACCGGUGCACCCUCCUCCCAAAGUAAAGCCACCACCAAAGUGUCCUCCUAAGAUACCACCGGUGCAUCCUCCUCCCACAGUAAAGCCACCCCAUGACCCUAAACCCCCCAAACCCCACCCACCUAAGCCGCCUGUUGUUCCCAAACCUCCCAUUGUACAUCCCCCGUUUAAACCGAAACCACCCAUUGUGCAUCCGCCCUAUACACCGAAACCACCCAUUGUGCAUCCGCCCUUCAAACCGAAACCACCCAUUGUGCAUCCGCCCUUCAAACCGAAACCACCCAUUGUGCAUCCGCCCUUCAUACCAAAACCACCAUAUGUGCCCAAACCACCAGUUCUGCCACCAACACCACCAGCUCUUCCACCACCAAAGCCUCCAGUGAUUCCUCCAAUAAAGCCACCAACACCUCCAGCUCUUCCACCACCAACUCUUCCACCACCAAAGCCUCCAGUGACUCCUCCAAUAAAGCCACCAACACCACCAACUCUUCCACCACCAAAGCCUCCAGUGACUCCUCCAAUAAUGCCACCAACACCACCAACUCUUCCACCACCAAAGCCUCCAGUGACUCCUCCAAUAAUGCCACCAACACCACCAACACCACCAACUCUUCCACCACCAAAGCCUCCAGUGACUCCUCCAAUAAUGCCACCAGCACCACCAACUCUUCCACCACCAAAGCCUCCAGUGACUCCUCCAAUAAAGCCACCAACACCACCUAUUGUGAACCCUCCACCACCUGAAACACCAUGUCCUCCACCUCCACCACCACCACCAAAACAAGAGACUUGCUCCAUUGACACUCUCAAGCUAGGUGCAUGUGUGGAUGUGUUAGGUGGACUGGUCCACAUUGGUAUUGGCAGUAGUGCCAAGGAUGCAUGCUGUCCAGUGCUUCAAGGUCUUCUUGACUUGGAUGCUGCCAUAUGUCUUUGCACCACCAUUAAGGCUAAGCUUCUCAACAUCAGUAUCAUUAUACCCAUUGCUCUUGAGGUCCUUGUUGACUGUGGCAAGACCCCACCUGAAGGGUUCAAGUGCCCUGCUUAAUUAAUCAGGUUGUGUUGAAACAUGCAGAGGGUAACAUGUGUGAGCUUGAAAGUGUAAAGAAUAAUUGCAUGUAGGAUCAUGAAGUGGCUGGAAUGAAGCCUCUAAUUCAAGAGGAUAUCUUGUGUUUUGUUAUAGUUCUAGAGAAUUUUCUUAUGAUCCUUUCCUUCCCUUUUCAGAGCAUAUCUUAUGUUAAUUUCUUCAACUUGUUGCCUAUCAAAUGUGGGCAUACUUUCUUGAUUGCUUGAUGUUUAAUUAAUUCCAUCAAAAUGUGAUGAUCUCCAUCACUUGUGA